Messenger RNA from Phragmites australis (common reed), 809 nucleotides. RefSeq lists its product as uncharacterized. Bases 107 to 763 code for a protein of 218 amino acids. The record is from RefSeq and is a predicted model, not a curated record. Lineage: Eukaryota; Viridiplantae; Streptophyta; Magnoliopsida; Poales; Poaceae. The transcript has a single exon.
CCCCCGCCUUGCGGGAAGAGAAGCUUCCGACGAGCAGCUAGCCAUCCUUCCAGGCAGAGAACUUUCCAAAUAGCUCUCUCCCUUCGCUGGGAUCCAGCCGGUGACAAUGGCAAGGUUGCCGGCGCCGUCGCCGCCGGACGGCAGCACGCACUCCUUCAGCCACGACGCCGUCGCGCUGUACUUCUUCGUUGCGUGCGUGGCUGCCACGGUCGCGCUCGUCUCGUCCAUGUGCUCGGCGUGCGGCCGCAAGCCGAAGGCGGCCGCCGCGUCGGACCAGCCGACCAGGGUGGGAUCCGUCUCCGACGGCAGCCACGCCGACAACCAGAAGGCUGGUGCUGCAAGCGAGGAGGAGGCGGUGGUGACGCUGUCGCCGGAGCUGGCGACGCACGGGCCGAUCGCACCGGUGGCGAUGCCGUCGUCAACGUCUAAGCGGCGGCUGUCCCUGUCCAUCAGCCUGAGCAAGAACCUCAGCAUGAACAUCCCGGACAAGAUGCGGCUGUGGAGCAUGAACCGCAGCAUGAACCGCAAGGAGCACAAGGUCGAGUCGGAGGACACGCUGUGGAAGAAGGGCAUCAUCCUCGGGGAGAAGUGCAAGAUCCCCGGAGAGAGGGACGGGGAGGCUGGCGACGGCGUGGACCCCGCCGAUGAGCUCGCUGCCGGGAGCUUCCGGCGGUCCAGCUACUCCCGGCCCAUGUCGCGGUCGAGCUCGUUCGCCAUGCACCAGCAGCACGACGCCCCCGCCUUGUGCGCUUCGCAUUCUUGACGCUCCAUAUGCAUCGAUGCACGUGUGCAGGGGAUGCCGCGAGAAA